AGGCAUGGGUCCGGGGUCUGUGCCCGUCAUCCCAAACCCAAACCCCACCACCACCACCCCCCGCCAGCGAAAUGGCCUGACCCGAGUUGGGUGCCCCAAAGGUGAUGGUCCCUACCAGGGGAGAUGAAAGACGCUCGCAUCCCUCCUCCUCACGGCCAGAGCAUGUGCCAAACCGUGGCUUGGGCCCGCGGUGGGUCUCUGCUCCUCUUCUCAAGCCACCAUUCUCCGGGAAGGGGUGGAAGGAGCGUGGGCAGUAGCAGAGGAAAGGACACUGCUGACCCAGGGAAGCUGAAUCCCAGGCCAAAUAGAAGCACCCGACCCCCUGUCUGGAUCACAAGUGUCCCUUUCUUGUCUGAGCACAAAGCCCAGACUGUGCUGGGUGGCAUGCAGGUUGGCCGGCAGGCAGGCCAGCGCCACAUGGAGAUGUCCUAUCUUCCAGGGGAGCUCCUCUGAGAGGAGAAUGGCCGCUGAGUCAGAGGAAAUGACCUCUGGCUCCCCUCCCAACCUCCCCUCAGUGGAUAGCUUGCUGGGGGAGAGAAAUGGCCCUCCUGCCAUCUCUCCCGGGCCUGACUCAGCAGAUGCCAGCCCCAACCGCAGGCCUUGGACCCAACAUCCCAGUGACCACAACCACCCUUGGGUUUCCUUUCCCAUCCAGGGAGGUCUCCUGGGUACCAGAGGUGACCAUUACCUGGGCAUGUGAGGCCUUGACAUAGAUGCCCUUAGAUGGGUGGUAUCCUAAGUCAGGCCUGAGUCUCCCACAGGCAGGAGUGCCUUUGGAAUUACUCACAGGCUCCUUUCAUUCUGUUCCUGCUGUGUGAGACCUGUGCUGAGCACUCUGCAUCCAUGAUCUCCUAGUCCUUACAACAUUGUGCAAGUUUUGCAAGCCCUGGGUUCCUGGCAUUGUGCUGAGGUUGGAUCACAGAGAUGCUGCCUGCAGGUGAGGGUGUCAAGCCAGUACCUUGGCCUCGCUGGAAAUGAGGUUCUGGCCAGCUCCGCGCCUGGCCGACUGUGGCAGCUGGGACAGUUGCCAUCAUCUCUCUCUGGUUUCAGUUCAUUUGUCUUGGUGUGGGAGGAGUGUAAAAAUGUCACCAAUGCCUCCCUAAAAUGGCCUUUCUGCCAGGACAGUGGGCUUUACAGUCCCCUGGAUUUCAUAAGCCCACAGGCUAUGUGGGCCUGUACUGGCCCCAGCUCCCUGCCUGUAGAGUGGGGAUGGCAGCAGCUCCCUCCUCGCUGAGGUAAUGAAUCUAGAGAGGUUAGCAGGGGGCUUGGCACGUGCAGGGCACGCAGGACAGGUGAGCGGUCACCUUUCCUACCCCACCCUCAUUCCACACACCAUACUCUCCUCCUUCUCUCCUCUGUCCCCCGGCCUGGAUGCCUAUUCCUUCACUUGACCAGCAACUCUGGUGUCACAUCCACGGCUUCCCCUUGUGACCCAGAGCCCCUGUUGCCUAGGAUUCCUUCUUUCCACUCCAGAGCCCCUGGUACACAUCUCCACGUAGACUUUUCCUUUUAUUCACAUAGACGUAUGCAUCCUCAGCUUGCUUACAAACCUCCCUGUGAGGGCUGAGAGCUGCUUUCUCAGUGACAUUUUGGUGAAUGGCCAACAUUUCCCAGGAAUGAACUAGAUGCAGACCUAGCUCUUGAGGUAUUCCUUGUCAGACAGCUAAAAGACCAAACAGGUAACUGGACACCUCCAGUUACUCCUUCAACAAGUGGUUUUUGAGCUACCGUAUGCCAGAUGAUCAAGGCAGAUGCAGCCCUCGUGUUGGACACAGGCCACUACAGAACACUGUGAUUGAUAUCGUUGGACUUCUCAUCCAGCCCUGCAGGGUGAGGUAGCUGGAGGCUGACACGUCCAGGGAGGUAACAGCUCUCACUCCCAUCCCCUGCUGUGCUCCCAGUGAGUGUGUGGCCUAAGAAAACCCUACAAAGUGAUAUACUCACAAACUCCACAAAUAAACCAAGAUGGAAUCCUGAAAAACGUCCAAAUAACCCGCAAAAAGGUCCCGCGCGGCCCCGGGUGAGGCCCGCCAGCGUGCCUGUCGGCGCCAUGGGAAGGAGCGGGCGCCGCUGCUGCUGCCCCCUGCGUGCGCGCGCACGACUUGAACCCAGCUGCGGGCAGCCCCCGGCCGCGGGUCCCCGAGUGACGCUGGAGGCAUCUGGGAGCUUGGCGCGGGCCCGGGGCCACGUCGAGGAGCCCAUUGUCCAGUGAAACAGCCGAGGACCCGCCGCCCGCGCCGCCGCCAUGGUUAUGUCCCAGGGCACCUACACGUUCCUCACGUGCUUUGCCGGUUUCUGGCUCAUCUGGGGUCUCAUCGUCCUACUCUGCUGCUUCUGCAGCUUCCUGCGUCGCCGCCUCAAACGGCGCCAGGAGGAGCGGCUGCGUGAGCAGAAUCUGCGCGCGCUUGAGCUGGAGCCCCUUGAGCUCGAGGGCAGCCAGGCCGGGAGCCCCCCCGGCCUGGCGCCCCCGCCACCACCUCACCGCGGCCGUCUCGAGGCGCCGGCGCACGCCCACCAGCACGUGCACGUGCACCCGAUGCUGCACCACGGGCCCGCGCAGCCGCACGCGCACCCGCACGCACACCACCACGCGCUUCCGCACCCACCGCCGCAGCACCUAUCAGUACCGCCGCGGCCGUGGAGCUACCCGCGCCAAGCGGAAUCGGACACGUCCAAGCCACCGUGCUACGAAGAGGCGGUGCUGAUGGCCGAGCCGCCGCCGCCCUACAGCGAGGUGCUCACGGACACGCGCGGCCUGUAUCGGAAGAUUGUCACGCCCUUUCUGAGCCGCCGCGACAGCGCGGAGAAACAGGAGCAGCCGCCGCCCAGCUACAAGCCGCUCUUCCUGGACCGGGGCUACACGUCGGCGCUGCACCUGCCCAGUGCCCCGCGGCCCGCGCCGCCCUGCCCUGCGCUCUGCCUGCAGGCGGACCGCAGCCGUCGGGUCUUCCCCAGCUGGACCGACUCAGAGCUCAGCAGCCGAGAGCCACUGGAGCACGGAGCUUGGCGCCUGCCGGUCUCCAUCCCCUUGUUCGGGAGGACUACAGCCGUAUAGAGGGCGCCCGGCGUCCCGGGCCCCACCCGCGGACUCCUGGCCUGAUUGCGGGGCUUUUUAAACGCUUCCCUUGGA
This is a messenger RNA of Lagenorhynchus albirostris (white-beaked dolphin), 3130 nucleotides long. It is a transcript of the gene PRR7, whose product is annotated as proline rich 7, synaptic. The record is from RefSeq and is a predicted model, not a curated record. The transcript is spliced from 5 exons. Bases 2246 to 3055 code for a protein of 269 amino acids. NCBI's taxonomy places the organism in Eukaryota, Metazoa, Chordata, Mammalia, Artiodactyla, Delphinidae.